CACGUUACCAUUGUUUGAGUGGGAAACCAGCAGCCUUGUUUCAUUACUUUUGAAAAUGCGUCUUUAUUGCUUAGAUUCAGCUUACUGUUUGGUGUUCAGAGUAUAGUAAUAGCUUGACAUUGUUAAAAAAUAUAUACAUUUGAUGACAUUUUUUUAGAAUGCUGUUUGUUUUGCUUCGGGUAAGCGGAUUCCCCUUUUUCCGACACAGAAGAUGGAUUUGAUGAAGAGCAAGGAAACAUGCAGGCCUGUUGUUAUUCAGAACCCUUACCUUCAGGACGUGAACGAGGACGUCCUGUACCACUUUAACCUGGGUAAAGGAACACACAACCUUCCUGCUCUGUUUGGUGACAUCAAAUUUGUGGCUGUUGGGGGCAGUGCAGAGCGAAUGAGAGAGUUCAUUGAGUACAUUGCCACCGAGCUUGGUAUUGAAGACGCCCAAUCAAGUUACCCCAAUAUAUGUGCGGGAACAGAUCGCUAUGCCAUGUACAAAGUCGGCCCUGUACUCUCUGUCAGCCAUGGCAUUGGCAUCCCAUCUAUUUCCACAAUGUUGCAUGAGCUGAUAAAACUCCUGCAUCACGCUCAGUGCACGGAUGUUACAAUAGUACGCAUCGGAACAUCAGGUGGACUAGGCCUCGAGCCUGGUACUGUGGUUGUCACCAGACAGUCUGUGGAUGCCACAUUCCUGCCCAAAUUCGAGCAGCUGAUCUUGGGGAAGAAGGUGGUCCGCGAUACUGACCUGGACCGCUGCCUGGCCGAAGAGCUGUUUGAGUGCAGCAAGGAGCUGGGUCAGUUUGAGACGGUCAUAGGCGACACCAUGUGCACUCUGGACUUCUACGAAGGUCAAGGCCGUUUGGAUGGAGCUUUCUGUUUUUACACCGAGAAGGACAAAUACGAAUACUUGACCAAAGCCCGGGAAGCAGGCGUCUGCAAUAUCGAAAUGGAGUCCACCGUCUUUGCUGCCAUGUGCAAACUGGGAAACCUACGAGCGGCUGUGGUUUGCACUACAUUACUGGACCGUCUGAAGGGAGACCAGGUGACGAGCUCUCGUGAUGUCCGCCGCGACUAUGAACAGCGCCCUCAGAGACUGGUGGCCUACCACAUCAAGAAGCAGCUAAAGGCCAAAGCUCAUAAUAGCUGAACGUUGCACUCCUGGUAUUAAAAGAUUGUUGAUUCGUUGAGCUUAAAUAUUCAUAUUCACGCUGCUUUUUCCGAUUCAAGAGUACUCAGCGACGACGAUAUA
Molecule: messenger RNA, 1240 nt
Organism: Nerophis ophidion (straightnose pipefish)
Lineage: Eukaryota; Metazoa; Chordata; Actinopteri; Syngnathiformes; Syngnathidae
Gene: upp1
Product: uridine phosphorylase 1
Exons: 7
Coding region: 212-1138 (308 amino acids)
Biological process (GO): uridine catabolic process; nucleotide catabolic process
Cellular component (GO): cytosol; cytoplasm
Molecular function (GO): uridine phosphorylase activity
Source: RefSeq, a predicted model, not a curated record